This is a messenger RNA of Lolium rigidum, 1136 nucleotides long. Its product is annotated as adenylylsulfatase HINT3-like. Bases 16 to 663 code for a protein of 215 amino acids. The transcript has 7 exons. Lineage: Eukaryota; Viridiplantae; Streptophyta; Magnoliopsida; Poales; Poaceae. Gene Ontology annotation, biological process: sulfur compound metabolic process; purine ribonucleotide metabolic process. Gene Ontology annotation, molecular function: adenylylsulfatase activity. The record is from RefSeq and is a predicted model, not a curated record.
CACACCCACGCCCAAAUGUCCCCGCCUCGGCGCCUCGCCGUGCUCCACUCCCACCUCCGGCCCGAGGGCCCGGCGCCUCCCGCCGGCAGAGGCGAGAAUGAGCUGGCGGAAGGGCAGGAAGCAGUGCUCUCUACCUCUCCGUGCGCCGUCGCCGGCGACGACAGCCGCAGCGCGGCGGCCGGUCCGGUGGGGGAUGGGGAGCUGGAGACCUGCGUAUUCUGCCGGAUCAUACGCGACGAGGCGCCAGCUUUCAAGGUCUACGAAGACGAUGUCUGCCUCUGCAUAUUGGAUUCUCAUCCAUUGGCUCCUGGGCAUUCCUUGAUAAUUCCAAAAUGCCAUUUUUCAUCACUCGAGGCCACCCCACCUACUGUUGUAGCAGCCAUGUGUUCCAAAGUACCUUUUCUUAGCAAUGCGAUUAUGAAGGCUACUCAGUGUGAUUCAUUCAACUUGGUGGUCAAUAAUGGAGCAGCUGCGGGACAAGUUAUUUUCCAUACCCAUUGCCACAUAAUUCCUCGUAAAUCGGGUGAUGAGUUGUGGCCUACUGAGAGCUUUAGAAGGAGCUCCAUUGAGCCAAAUGAAACCUCAAAUCUUAUUAGCUGCAUCAAGGAACAGCUCGAUUCUUCUCUGAAGACUGUAAAAACUGAAGCGGCGAUGCAGAGCUGAUUCAGUUGUCCAGUCAAGUACAUAAGUACAUAAUAUGCGUUGGUGGCAUAUUUGAAGCAAUUCAUCUGUUUAUAACGGAACUUAAGUGUCAUGUUUGGAGUUGAGAAUUGCUCGAUAGUUUAUAACGUGCUUCGAUAUACGUUUAGCAGUUUCAAUAGGACUGAUACCGUAUGCACUGUAUAAAAUAUUGCAACCGAGCUAAAUAAGGUCAAGUUAUGCCUAGUGUUCAGAAAGAUUGCUGCCUUGGUGGCGCGCUAGAUAGCACGAAAUGCUUUCCUCUCUCCCAAGAAGCUGUCGGCGACCUAGAGUUCCACCCUAGCAGCCGACGCCAUCUGCCCCAUCUUCGCCUCCUAUGACCGGGAAUCGAUGGGUCCCUGCCCCUCCUCUAUGAUGUUUACAUAACAAUAACUUUGUUGUAUACGUCCAUUACAAACCCAGGUAGAAAAUAGGAGCUAUUUAUGAUCUUGUGAACA